Messenger RNA from Lecanosticta acicola, 771 nucleotides. NCBI's taxonomy places the organism in Eukaryota, Fungi, Ascomycota, Dothideomycetes, Mycosphaerellales, Mycosphaerellaceae. The record is from the annotation of a GenBank genome assembly.
AUGUCCAAAACGAUUCUGCUAACGGGCGCCUCGCGCGGCAUCGGCCUCUCCAUAGCCAAAUUCCUCCUCUCCCAACCCGCGAACCACAAUCUAGUCCUAAUCGCCCGAACCACGCAACCCCUCCACGACCUCGAAUCCACCUACGGAAAGAACAGAAUCGCAAUCCUCACCGGCGACCUAUCCGAAUUCGACCUUGCACAAAAAGCCAUCGACCUCGCAAAGGAUCGGUUCCAGAGAUUAGAUGCUGUAAUCGUAAACCAUGGCGUCCUAGACCCGGUCAAGAGGUUGAGCGAUUGCACAGCCGAAGAAUGGCGCAAGAGCUACGAUGUGAAUUUCUUCUCGGCCGUAGCUCUGUCACGGGCGGCCUUGUCUUUACUACGGGAAUCGAAUGGAACGAUUCUAUUUACCUCUUCAGGAGCGGCUGGGAAUGCCUAUCCAACAUGGGGAGCGUAUGGGUCAUCAAAGGCGGCACUGAAUCAUUUGGCAGGCACGAUUGCGAAUGAAGAGAAAGAUAUCGUGAGUAUAGCGAUCAGACCGGGUGUCGUGGACACGGAAAUGCAGAGGGAUAUCAGGGAGAAGCACUCUGGUUCCAUGGAUCCGAAAGACGCAGCGAAGUUCAAGGAGUUGAAAGAGACGGGAGGCUUGUUGAAGCCGGAGCAGCCGGGACAUGUUAUGGCCAAGUUGGCAGUGGAGGAGAAGAAUAAGUUGGAUGGUUUGAGUGGAAAAUUCUUGACGUGGAAUGCGGCAGAGUUGAAGGCAUGGCAGGAGUGA